Salvelinus sp. IW2-2015 is the source of this 849-nucleotide messenger RNA. Its product is annotated as protransforming growth factor alpha-like. Gene Ontology annotation, molecular function: epidermal growth factor receptor binding; growth factor activity. The record is from RefSeq and is a predicted model, not a curated record. NCBI's taxonomy places the organism in Eukaryota, Metazoa, Chordata, Actinopteri, Salmoniformes, Salmonidae. Gene Ontology annotation, biological process: positive regulation of mitotic nuclear division; epidermal growth factor receptor signaling pathway; positive regulation of cell population proliferation.
UUGUUUAGCGCUUGGACUAAACGUAUCCGUUUAAAUUGAAGAGAAAUUAAUCGAAACAAAGUAUUUGAAGACUUGUUAGUUGUUACGUUAAAUUAAUGAUAUAUCAGACAAGGAAACUCAGCUUGCACAUGGCACUGGAAAUUAAUCAAGUUGCCGAAUAGCGACGCACUUGCAUUUUUUUGCGAAAUUUCUGAAGACGGUCAGUAGCCUAUAGCCUAAGAUACGCGGAAGGGGUUUUGUGAUGGAAGAAGGAUUUACUUAAUUUUAUACAAACACAUUUCUCUCUCCUGACUGACCUAUGCGAGCAUAUACAGAUGGUUAUAGACUUGAGCAAAGAACACUAGCAUUUCGGAGGAUUACCUUGACAAACAUACAACCUUCAUGAUGAAUCGGGCAUUCUGGGAUGUGAUCUUUCUCAUUACUGGGUCCCUCUUUACCUAUGGAACCGGACAUGAUAAUUCUACUAUUGCUACUAAUUCUACUAUGACCACCACCCCUCCUGUGAUUACUACCGCUGUAAACAUUAUGAUCUUUUCUACCACUACCAGCACCAUUACCACAACCAACCUUUCAGUUAAAAAGUUUGUGGCAGCAGCUGUUCGAUCACACUUCGAUGACUGUCCUGACUCGCACAGCCACUUCUGUUUCCAUGGCACCUGUCGUUUCCUGAUUCUGGAGGAGACGCCUGCAUGUGUGUGUCACCAAGGCUUUGUAGGGAUGCGAUGCGAGCACGCCGACCUGCUGGCCGUGGUGGCCACCAAUCACAGGCAACAGACAGUUGCCACGGCGCUAGUGCUGUGUGUGAUUGGCUGUGUCUUGACGAUGCUGCUCUGUACACUUUUACAGUAA